This is a messenger RNA of Colletotrichum acutatum, 1183 nucleotides long. RefSeq lists its product as uncharacterized. The transcript has 2 exons. The record is from RefSeq and is a predicted model, not a curated record. NCBI's taxonomy places the organism in Eukaryota, Fungi, Ascomycota, Sordariomycetes, Glomerellales, Glomerellaceae. The coding region runs from base 136 to 909 and encodes 257 amino acids.
AAACCUUCACAUCGGAUGAUCGGCAUACGAUAAUACUAAGGCUGAUGUCGUGCCUGUUGUUCGCUUGGCCAUAUCUUUGUUUGAUACGGGCAAGUUGACUAAUAUUGACGACUUGAAAAGUUUGAGUUCUGGAAUAUGAUCUCCUUGGACUUGAGAAUCAGUAUAAAGAACCUACCUUCUCGCACAUCCUUGCACUACCAUCUUGUUCCUGCCAACAUCAUCGUCUGCAUCACUAGCCAGGACCCAGCUAUCAGAACCAGAUACCCCAACUGCGUCACUCUGUCCAUCAUGGCUUCUCUUGCUCAAGUCGCCUCUGUCAUCCUCUUUUUGGGGGGUAGCAUGGCAUCUCCUACUGGGAACAACUGCGAGCAAGUCACCCCUUACGUACUCACCUACAAAGACAUUGGCUCGAGUGCUCUUCCUAUCUUGAACCCUGUAUUCCCGCCUACCCCUUACAAACAACUGAAGUACUCGGGCCUCGGAGUCAAGUCCGUCGGAGGGGCGCUUGAUCCCAACCUCCGCGAGAACGAGUUCCUGGUGUACGGCACCAUCACCACAGCCUCGACACUGGAGAAUCCAUUGAUCACCAAAGACUACGAUGGAUCAAAGGUAAAAAGCUUUGAGCUUGAGACGUUUGACUUCCAGUGUGUUCGCACCGGCCUCGAGAAUAUGAAGAGGGCUUGCAAGCUCACCGUGAAGGGAGUGGACGUGAAUGGGAACACCAUCACUGAAUUCUGCUCAUAUGAACCCGAUGUUCUUGGAUCAAGCUUGGCAAAGUGCAGCCUUGUCAAUCAGAAAAGUCUCAAGAGCGUCAGCUUUGAAACCGCAAGUCCUAUAACAGGAACCACCAUCACGAUCUUGACGGCCAUGGACAACCUCAAGGUCAACGUGAAGGCGUCAACUUGUUGAUGAUGGGUUGUCAAGAACCUCACCCCAUUCUAGAUAAGUCUAGUCUCGGGCACUAAAACAGAGAGGGUGACUUCAACUUGGGACUUCACACGAUUGUUUCUUGGGGCCGAAAGCAAGACGACUUACACAUACACGAAUAAGACUUUGAAUUCGUUUGGAGGAGAAGACGUGGUCAUGGAUUUAUCGUUGGGCUCCGGGCCAGAGGCCAUUAUUACCUUCCUUAAAAUUAAGCUGCACUACCUGUCACUCAUUUAAUCAAUCUAAAAUACAUACA